GAUGGGAUUUACGGUUCUUUUAAGGGAUCCGAAUCUUUUGGAGCUGGUCAUUUCAAAAAAAGUUCAAAAGAGCCGACUCGUUCACAUCACAACUGGAGGCACGGCACUGUCCAGGAGCCGGAUCUCGGGUUUUUGUUCUCCACUUUUUCCCCCAGAUUAUCCACGGGCUCUCGUCGGGAUUAAGGCACAGAAAAAGGCGACAUGGACGUGGAGAGGCGCUGCUGUUGAAGAGGAAAAGAAGAGGCUGAAGGGAAAGAGGAGAGGAGGAGGUUUGGUUGCCAGGUUUGGUCCAGAUUCAGCGGCUCUUUGCGCGCGCCUCUUCCCCCGCGUGUGGAGCAUGGGCUGCGGCCUGAGGAAACUGGAGGACCCGGAGGACAGCAGCCCGGGGAAGAUCUACUCCACUCUGAAAAGACCUCAGGUGGAAACCAAAGCGGAGGUGGUGCAUGAGUAUGUGCUGCUGGACUUCAGUCUGGAAGGUAGUCGUCCCACUGUCCAGUAUGUGUCGUCCCUGUCGGAGCUGCCCCAGGCGCUGCAGCCGUACUACACCCAGGGCUACGUCCUCACCGCGCUCCACCCCAUCAUCCUGUCUGUGGGCCGGACACGCUCUCUGCCCUUCAGCCUGCUGUAUCGAGCUGUCCUGGCCCGUCCACGACCGAGUAAACAGACCGCCGCCAUGUGCCACAGUGUCCCCGUGCUGAGGGUGGAGGAGUGGCCUUUGCCCGGAGACUCACUGACCGGAGACACGGUCCGAGCGCUCAUCGACCGGGUGAACAGCAGCGCUCGUGGGGGCGUUCGAUUCGUCGGCUCCGUCCUGCAGCAGGUGGGCGGGGUCAGUAAUGGUCGGGUCCACAGUCCAAAAAGAGGCUGCCGCUCCCCCCCGCACACCCCCCCUCACACGCCACCUGCAGACCGAGAGCUGGACGAGCACACCUAUAGUCCAGACCUGCGGUUGCUGGUGUUCUUCCACUCCUGGGCUCCGGGGUGCGCUCCACUGGACUCUGUGGGGUGUCAGUAUCAUCAGGGCGCUCUGUCCAUGCGGGUCUCUAGAAAGGGUCAGGUGGUCAGCGCUCUGGAAGCUGAUUGGCUAGAGCUGACGGCGGCGUACUACCGCAAAGGCUGGUCACUGGUGGAUUCUUUCGUCUACUGGGACACGCCUAAAGGAGAGCCCGUGCCCAGGUCUCUGGAGGGGCUGUUUGUGUAUGAAGAGCGGAGCACAGCGCCCCCUGCCAACGACACUAUAGUGGUGGAGCAGUGGACAGUUAUUGAGGGUUCAAACGUAAAGACAGACUACGGCCCGCUCCUCCACACGCUGGCGGAGUUCGGUUGGCUGCUCACGUGCGUCCUGCCCACGCCCAUCAUCAGACACGACAGUGACGGGAACCUGGCGACGAAGCAGGUCGUGUUUCUACAGCGACCGGUGAGAAAUCAGACUGUGACGCACGACAAGAACAAGCCUCUGUCUGUUCACACUGAAGUCUCCGGCCGCUCCGUGAGUCGCUCCGUGAGUCGCUCCGUGAGUCGCUCCGUGAGUCGCUCCGUGAGCAGCGCGGUCUCUCCACAGGACCUGUCCCCUGUCGCUGGCGGCAUCGGGGGCUUCCCGGUGUUUGGGGGGGGCUAUCCCAGCUCCCUGUCCCACCUGGAGGACGGCGGCUUUGAACCGGAUGAGGGCAAAGCCGAAGUCACCUGUAUGUGAGGCCGCUGAGGUCACGUCCUGUUUACACGACCGGUCAAAAGUUUAUUUUUAAUGCUUUUUACAUUUUAUAUACAAACAGAAAACAGCAAAUAUAUGAAGUAACAUAUAUGGGAUUAUUAAGAAAAAAAAACUCAUUUAAAUUUUUCAUUCUUUUAAUUUAUUUUUUUUAUUUUAUAUUCAAAUCCUCUAAAUAGCUCUAGUAAAUAUUUUUUGUGGCUUUUUUCUUUAUUUUAUGUUCAAAUCCUCUAAAUAGCUCUAGAAAAUAUUUUUUGUGGCUAUUUUCUUCUUUUUUAUAUUCAAAUCCUCAAAAUAGCUCUAGUAAAUAUUUUUUGUGGCUAUUUUCUUUUUUUUAAUUUAUAUUCAAAUCCUCAAAAUAGCUCUAGUAAAUAUUUUUCAUAGCUAUUUUAUUUUUCUUUUUUUAUUUUAUAUUCAAAUCCUCUAAAUAGCUCUAGUAAAUAUUUUUUGUAGCUAUUUUAUUUUUUAUUUUAUAUUCAAAUCCUCUAAAUAGCUCUAGUAAAUAUUUUUCGUGGCUAUUUUCUUUUUUCUUUUAUAUUCAAAUCCUCUAAAUCGCUCUAGUAAAUAUUUUCCGUGGCUAUAUUCUUUUUUUCUUUACUACACAGUUCCAUAUAUGUCACUUCUUAUAUUUAAUUUGAAUGUAAAAAGUUGUAAAAAAUAAAUAAAAAAAAAACCCUGAAUGAGAUAUUUCGUCCAAACCUUUGACCAGUUGUGCAAACGUGGAGUUAUUUUUAACGGGACUAGAGAUGAACGAAGGAAGAGGAUGCGGACGCAGCGGGGGACGCCUCUUCCUGAUUGGAUGAUGCUGUUAAUAGACUGUUUAGUUCUCAUCGAGUUCCUGAUCGUUUCCUUUUUUGAUUCAAGCACUUUUUUUUGUUUUUGUUAUUUCACAAAGCCAUAAUGAGGACGAUUAUGUUUUAGACGAGCUGAUGUUCACGUGCGGACCGCUGCGGUGUCGUUUGGGUCACAUUAAACUGGUGAUUGACAGGAGGGGCACCUUCUUAAAUGAGGUUAAUCUGUCACGACGAUCAGUAUUGGCUGGAAUAUAAGAUGGGAUAAUAAAGUCUGUACAGUUUAAAACAUUUAUUACAAAACGAGUUGAUCAGACAUCUUAAUCAGACUUGUUCUGUUGUACAAUACACAUCUAUAUGGGCUCCAUCGGUGAAGACGGGGCUGUUUCUUCUUCUCAUCAACGGUUCAAUCGCAUCUGUAUCUUUCGCUUUAGUUCAGUAAAGUCCCGCAUCUUUGUCCGAUUCACGAUUCAUCUUCAAUACAGCCCCGUUUAAACAAAUCCAGAGGCGUGACAUCUCGUCCAUCCCUUCCAAUCCAACCCAACCAACUGGAAAUGUUUGAUUGAGGAGCUCAUAGACUUGCAGAUCCCAGUGUUGUGGAGCGCCAUCUGCUGGAGAAUCGUGGAUGGUUGAAGGUCCUACAGUUGUGGGGCCACAUUGUCAGACAAAACGUCGAGGUAAAUAAUCUCUCGUGGAAGAAAAAUGGACCAAUAAUUCGACUGAACAUGAGUACAACAGAACAAAUCUAAUUAAUAUAUCUAAUAUCAGUGGAGCUCAGUGUUUAUCUGUGCUUUUUCUUUGCAUUAGUGGAGAGAUUUCGGGUGUUUUUUGUUGUAAAACGAUCAGAUUUAAGCCGUGGAGAGGGGAAUAAGUCGCUUUUAUGGCUCGUUACUGGAACAUUCUGCUGUUUAUUUGCUCCAGCUCACGUCUUUUAAUGAAACAGUCGAUUUAAAAAUGGUCCACUGGGAUUAUCUUGCUUUAUUUCAGUAUUAUUUUCAUCAGUUUAUCGCAGUAUUCCUCUGUAGCGAUGUAUAUGGAGCUUCCAGAUGUGUUAUUGUGACGGGUUUAUUGACAGAUCUUUGUUGUUUCUUCAUCACUUUGGUACUGUCCGGAAAUGAGCAUGAUGCUGUCACUGCUUUUAUUUUAUUGACUGGUUAAAACUGGUUUAUUUCAAGUCUCAUCAUCAUCAGUUUGUGCAUCAAAUGGUACUAAUUCUCAGUGUUAAACGUCGUGAUUUUUGCGGGUAGCUGACGUUAUCGCAGCUUUGUACAUACUGUAAAUACACGAUUUGUUACAGUUAGAGAUUUAGAAGUGUUAUUUAAGGCGUCAGUGCGACUGUUUUCAGAUGUUAAGUUGGCAAAAGAAAAGGAGGGCUGGCCUGGGAACGCCUCGGAGGAGCUGGAGGACGUGUCUGGGGUGAGGGAAGUCUGGGAGUCCCUGCUUAGACUCCUGGCCCUGGAUAAAAGGAAGAAAAUGGAUGGAUGAAUGGAAAAGGAAAAAGUUCAAAUCUGUCAGCUGGGCAGUUAGUUGUGGUCAGAUUACCGCUGGACACUGCCUUAUAUCUGUUUAAAGGGAGAAGCUAACGACACUGAAGCUAACACGCCUGUUUUUUUGGCUUGGUCUAUUGAGCGACAUUAAAGUUUGGUGUUAUUUUCCAGCUCUUUUGCCAGUUUGAGGCUGGUUUGCACGUAGUUGUUGGCGAAAGGUGUCAUAUUAUACCUGGACAACUGAGGGAUCACACUGACAUAAACGCAUUUUUUUUUUUUUAUACGAGGGUCAUUCAAUAAAAAAGGUGAAUUUUUUGGUAUAAGGACUUUUAAUACAGUUAGAAGCUUACUUUUGUUUUCUUUUCUUUUUUUUACUUGUUUUUGGAUCUUGUUACUUGGUUCGAUCACCUCAGGAGACCUCACUUCUGUAGACCUCACUUCUGCCUUCAUCCACAACACUGCUCCGUCCUUCUUUAAACAAUUUAGCCACUUGUAGAUAUUUUUUUGGCUGAAACAUGUGGCACCAGACACAGUUGACAUUCCCCUAUGAAUUUCAACGGGUUUGCACCUUCAGCAACCAAAAACUUGAUAACUGACCGCUGUUCAAUCCUGGAGUAAAAAAGUAAGCUUCUAACUGUAUUAAAAGUCCUUAUACCGAAAAUGCACCUUAUUUAUUGAACGACCCUGUGUAUAUAGACCAUGAAAAAUCCAAUCCAAGCCUGAUGUCUGACUCUGAAAAACUAACUGAACCUUUCAAUCCACCACUGUUCUUUAUAGACUCACUGAUCCAACAAGGCUGUUUUGUUUACACUUCCUGUUUGUUGUCUCGGUCUAAUGAGCUACACUAAAUGUGAACUGUGCCUGAGUCAUAUUUAGCAUAAUCAUUCAGGCCCUUAAUGGAUGCUCUCACAUCUAUUAGCACACUGGCUAGCAAUGUUGUUUUCCUUGUUUAGAUUUAGAUUUGAGGGUUGGAGUUGUAAACAGGAGAUGGAUGAUGUUUAAGCCCCUGUUCCUGUUCAAACAUGGAUCGUCUUUCCUAAAAAAAAAUGCUUCUUUAACUCCUCAAACCAUUUUUCUUUGCCUGAAGGGAGGAGCUAACUACACUGAAACUACACAACACUCACCAUGAUGCAGAUUUUAAGAUUUAAGGCAGUGUCCAGCAGUAAUCUGACCAGAACUGAAGAAGCGGAUUGGACGAGCAGCGAAACGACUUCACUCCUACAACUUUUUGUCCAGUUGACAGAUUUGACUGUGAAAGACCUGGAUGACUGAGGGAUUACACAGACAUAUUAAAUUAGCGUUUUUAACACUAAUGUUUACAUUGAACAGUAUUUGUGAUGCUCUGUGGGAAAGUUGUAUAUUUUAUUCAAUUAUGCUUUUUGUAUUAAGAAAGUGAUGAAUGCCAUUUUGUUGUAACUCAAGUC
Molecule: messenger RNA, 5410 nt
Organism: Periophthalmus magnuspinnatus
Lineage: Eukaryota; Metazoa; Chordata; Actinopteri; Gobiiformes; Gobiidae
Gene: rftn2
Product: raftlin family member 2
Exons: 9
Coding region: 2-1693 (563 amino acids)
Source: RefSeq, a predicted model, not a curated record